AUGUCUCUGGCUGCUACUUCUGUGCGGGGCCCCUCGAGGCCCCCAUCAAGAGGAAGCUUUCCUUUAGAUCGAGAGGGGCUUUGCAGCGCAGAGCAGCAGCGCUACCUCCGCUGCCUCUCAGAGCAGCAGCAGAAGCAGCAGCAGCAGCAGAAGCAGCAGCAGCAGCAGCAGCAGCAGCAUGGGGCAGUUGAGGUGUACGACCACCUGCCUUGCAGACCGCUAGCAAAGGCCUUUUUGCAAUGCCGCAUGCAAACAAAUUUAAUGCAGAAAGAAAAGCUCUCCCUACUAGGCUUUUCAGAGACCUCAGAUGCUGCUGCUGCUGCUGCUGCUGCUGCUGCUGCAGGUGCAGAGGAACACACCACAGCAGCACAACCCCCAACAGCACCAGCACCAGCAGCAGCAGCAGCAGGUCCUGCUAAAGAAGACACUGGGUACUUAGCAGGCAUCCAGGCGCUGCAGCCCUAUUCUAACAGAGGAUUCUUCGGUAGAGUUGCUGCGCGCUUCAGCUGGCCCAAGCAGCUGCUGCCGCCUCUAUUUAGUCGCAGCAGCAGCAGCAGCAGCAGCAGCAACAGCAGCAGCAGAAGCAGUACGAGCAGCAGCAACAACAACAAUAACCACACCAACACGCUCACGCCUCUGCCCGUGCCUACAGAUUCAGAGGCAGCUGACACGGGAAGCAGCAGCAGCAGCGGGAGCGGCAGCAGCACCGACCGCAGCAGCAGCAGCAGCAGCAGCAGCAGCAGCGGACGGUCUAGCAUAGGAUUUGAUAGAUUAGACCACUAUCCAGAUAGCAGAAGCAGCAGCAGUUCAGGAGACCUAGGAUAA
Eimeria acervulina is the source of this 825-nucleotide messenger RNA. RefSeq lists its product as hypothetical. The coding region runs from base 1 to 825 and encodes 274 amino acids. The transcript has a single exon. Lineage: Eukaryota; Apicomplexa; Conoidasida; Eucoccidiorida; Eimeriidae. Gene Ontology annotation, biological process: mitochondrial respiratory chain complex IV assembly. The record is from RefSeq and is a predicted model, not a curated record. Gene Ontology annotation, cellular component: mitochondrial intermembrane space.